CUAGUCCUGCCUCUAGAGCCUUGCCUAAUACGAGUGUUUCACGGUCCGCUGUAUUCAAUCGUGGUGUGACGGCGCAGCUAGUGCGGUGCUGACGGGAGGGGCAGUAUUCCUGCAAAGAGCUCUGGGUGGCUGGACUCUGACUCGGAGCCAUAUUGUCCCGUCCCCGUGCAGACAGUGAAGGGAAGAUAGCAGAGGGGUGAUCCCAGCAUCCCCCAGCCGUGCUCCGGCGCCAGGGGCGACGGGCCUGGCGUGAGCCAAGUGGUGUCUCCAGCGCAGGGGCCGCUCCCCUUUUGUAAGCGGGGCGGGGCGGCGUCUAGCUGCAGGUGGGGGAGACUCAUCCGGGCCGGAAACUUCCGGCGUGUCCCCAGCUGCAUCGCGGGAGAGUAGAAGGCAGGGGCGGGAUUUAUCCGGGCUGCAGUGGCCGCGGCUCUCCCCGGCUUGUGGUGCAGCCGCACCGCCUCUCGGCCGACUCCGGCCAGCGCCCUCCCGCGGCGGCGGCAUGUCCGGCGGCGGGCGGCUCGCGGGCCGGGUGUGCCUGGUGACCGGCGCCUCGCGGGGCAUAGGGAAGGGCAUCGCGCUGCAGCUGUCGGAGGCCGGCGCCACCGUGUACAUCACGGGCCGGCAGCGGGAACCGCUGGUCCGGGCGGCGGCGGAGGUGUCGGCCCGGGGCGGGCGCUGCGUGCCCGUGGUGUGCGACUCGUCGCGGGAGGAGGAGGUGGCCGCGCUGUUCGAGCGGCUGCAGCAGGCGGACGGCGGGCGGCUGGACGUGCUGGUGACCAACGCCUUCUCCGGGGUGGAUGCCAUCGCCGCCGAGCUGGGGCUGCCCUUCUGGGAGAGCCCGGCCUCCUUCUGGGACCAGAUCAACAAUGCGGGCCUGCGGGGCCACUACCUCUGCGCCCACUACGCUGCCCGCCUCAUGGUGCCAGCCGGGCGCGGCCUCAUUGUCGUCAUCUCCUCGCCCGGUGGCCUGCGCUACAUGUUCAAUGUGCCCUAUGGCGUGGGCAAGGCCGCCUGCGACCGCCUGGCCGCCGACUGUGCCCUCGAGCUGCGCCCCUACGGCGUGGCCUGUGUGACGCUGUGGCCCGGUCUCGUCCGCACUGAGGCAGUGCUGAAGGAAGCCGAGGGCUCAGGCCCGUGGGUCGUGCAGCUGCAGAAGAUGAUUGGCAAUUCGGAGAGCCCAGAAGUGAGUGGCAAGUGCGUGGUGGGCCUGGCGUCCGAUCCCGCCAUCAUGUGCCACAGCGGCAAGGUGCUGCUCACCCCAGACCUCGCCCGCCGCUACCGCUUCCGUGACGUGGAUGGGAGACCUGUCUACAACUACGUAUCGGUGCGCAAUAUUCUCGUGAUGCUGAUGCCACGGCUGACCUGCCUCUUCCGCCUCAUCCCAGAGUGCGUCAGCAUACCCAAAUGGGCUCUCACACUUUACUCUAGCAAAUUCAGUGUCUACCCGCCCCUGCAAACAGCCCCCAAACCUGGAAAAAAUAUUUGAUAAAUUAAUAAUAAAAAAUGUGCCCGUGAUGUUUUUGAA
Chrysemys picta bellii (western painted turtle) is the source of this 1525-nucleotide messenger RNA. RefSeq names its product dehydrogenase/reductase 1 (gene DHRS1). Lineage: Eukaryota; Metazoa; Chordata; Testudines; Emydidae. The record is from RefSeq and is a predicted model, not a curated record.